AUGCUACUGUGGUUGUUUUUUUUACUUACCAUAGUAAGUGCCAGUACUAAGGUAUAUGAUUUCAACAUAACCUAUGUAGAUGCCAACCCUGAUGGAGUUCAUGAAAGAACUGUUAUUGGAAUCAACGGAGAAUGGCCAGUCCCAACUAUAAGGGUUAAAAGAAAUGACCGAGUUAUCAUUAAUGUUGAUAAUCAAUUAAGUGAAAAUACUUCAUUACAUUUCCAUGGAUUAUUCCAGAAUGGUACUAACUCUAUGGAUGGUCCACAAAUGGUUACACAAUGUCCAAUUCCUCCAGGAUAUCAAUUUACUUAUAACUUCACCGUAGAUCAAGUAGGGACUUAUUGGUAUCAUUCUCAUACUGGAAAUCAAUAUGGUGAUGGAUUAAGAGGUUUUUUCAUUAUUGAAGAUGAUGAACCUCCUUUUAAAUAUGAUGAAGAGUUAACCAUUAGUGUCGGAGAUUGGUAUCAUAAAGAAUCAGGAGAAUUGAUGAAGAAAUUUUUGAGUAGAUACAAUCCUACUGGAGCUGAGCCUAUUCCUCAAAAUUCCUUAUUUAAUGAUAGUAAGAAUGUCACUAUGGAAGUCAAACCUGAUACCACUUAUUUCUUACGUAUUGUUAAUAUGGGACUUUUCACUUCUCAAUACUUAAAGUUAGAACAUCAUACUUUUACUAUUGUUGAGAUAGAUGGAGUUUAUGUUGAACCAACAGAAUCUGAAUCAUUAUUAGUUGGUGUGGCUCAAAGAUACGGUGUAUUAGUGACUACUAAGAAAUCUUCAAGUAAGAAUUAUCGUUUCAUCAACAUUAUCGAUAGAGAUAUGUUAGAUGUUUUACCACCAGAUUUACAAUUAAUUUCCACCAAUUAUUUCGUUUACGAUAAAUCUGCUACUUUACCUGAAGCUUAUAAGGGAAACAGUGAGAAGAAAUAUGACGAAAUUGUUGAAAAUUUAAAGAUUUUUGAUGAUUUUGAUCUUAUUCCUUUAUCUAAAGAACCCCUUUAUGAUGAACCUGAUUACAUCAUAUCUUUAGAUUUCCAAAUGGAUAAUUUAGGAGAUGGUGUGAAUUAUGCUUUCUUCAACAAUAUCUCAUAUACUCCACCAAAAGUUCCAACAUUGUAUUCAGUCAUGAGUAGUGGGAAAUAUGGAUCCAAUGUGGGCAUUUAUGGUUCAAAUACUAAUUCUUUUGUAAUUCAAUCAGGAGAAAUUGUAGAAAUUAUUGUUAAUAAUCAAGAUCCUGGUAAACAUCCAUUCCAUUUACAUGGACAUACCUUCCAAGUCAUUUAUCGUUCAGAAGAAGGUGAAGAUGAUGAUCCUAUCGUCUAUGAUCCAAACAAUCCUGAACAUGAUAAAUUACCUGAAAUCCCAGUAUCUAGAGAUACUGUAUUAGUGAAUCCAAAUGGAUUUGUUAGAUUGAGAUUUAAGGCUGAUAACCCAGGAGUUUGGUUUUUCCAUUGUCAUGUUGAUUGGCAUUUGGAACAAGGUUUGGCUAUCACAUUAAUUGAAUCACCAGAAGAAAUUCAAAAACAAACAGUACCUUCAAAUCAUUUCGAUGCUUGUAAACCAGGAAAUAUUUCCACCACUGGUAAUGCGGCCGGUAGAACAGGUAAACUUGAAGAUUGGCUCGAUUUAACAGGUGAAUUCUUACAACCUCCACCUUUACCUGAAGGUUUUACUUCCAAGGGAUACUUUGCAUUUUUGAUAUGUACAUUAGUUGCCUUAUAUGGUUUAGUUACCAUAUAUCAAUACGGAAUGGAAGAUAUUAAAACCGUUGAUAACGAAGAAAUCAUGACCAGAUUAAACAAAUUAUUAAAUGACCACGGUGCAUUAAAUGAAGAAGGUAUUAGUUUAAGUAGUAAUCUUGAAGAAAAUUCAAUCUAA
This is a messenger RNA of Yamadazyma jaroonii, 1872 nucleotides long. Lineage: Eukaryota; Fungi; Ascomycota; Pichiomycetes; Serinales; Debaryomycetaceae. The record is from the annotation of a GenBank genome assembly.